Penicillium chermesinum is the source of this 1221-nucleotide messenger RNA. RefSeq lists its product as uncharacterized. Gene Ontology annotation, biological process: carbohydrate metabolic process. The coding region runs from base 1 to 1221 and encodes 406 amino acids. The record is from RefSeq and is a predicted model, not a curated record. Lineage: Eukaryota; Fungi; Ascomycota; Eurotiomycetes; Eurotiales; Aspergillaceae. The transcript has 2 exons.
AUGCCUCUUUCAUACAUGUACUGGGCUUUGGUCUUCCUUUAUGCGCAAGAUGCCCUAGCUUGCAACCGGCCUUUUUCUGCCCGAAUGGCGGAUAGCAUCAUCUCUCGCGCUCAGGCCACUGUUCAAAAAAGGGAAGCUCCGUCAGCAUCCACAUAUCUUCAAGUUGGAUUCUUCCAGUCUUCCCUCAUCCGUUUGAUCGACUACUAUCAUACGCCUGAAGCAGUCUGCGCGGAAAGUGAUUGGGAGAAAUACCUCCAAUCCAGUACAGAUGCCAUUACCCCUUAUCUCCUAAAUUCUACGCAAGACGCCAGCUACCCUCUCGACCGCCUAUCCACUGCCAAUGGGUUGCUUUAUCAAUAUGAGGAAUACCACACCCGAAAUGCCUUAAGUAGCCUUCGUUCACUCCGAAAUUCUGUAAAUCUGCAGCGUCGGAAUGCCCUCGGGGGCUACUGGUAUUUCAAUUACCCUAACUGGAGCUACCUUGACGGGAUGUAUUCCUUGAUCCCAUUCCUCCUGUCUUAUACUACAAACUUCGACCCCACAAAUGCCACUGUACCCGAUGAUGUCCUUCAACAACUCGAUCUGCUCUGGACACACUGCCGUCACGAUGGCACGGGACUGCUGGUCCACGGGUACGAUGAGUCAAAGAGUGCAUCCUGGGCGAACCCUGUCACCGGCGGUAGUCCCAUUGUCUGGGGCCGAUCUUUAGGGUGGUAUUUCAUGGCACUCGUGGAUGGCCUAGAGCUUUCAUCCUCAUUUCCGAAGUCCAUGUCACGGUAUCUCCUGUCUAGGCUUAUCCAGUUGACUGAAUCCGUGAUCUCGGUAGCUGAUUCGACCACUGGGUGCUGGUGGCAAGUUAUGGACCAAGCAAACCGAGAAGGCAAUUAUAUUGAGUCUAGCGGGUCUGCCAUGUUCACGACCGCCUUGUUCCGCGCAGCUCGGCUUGGAUAUCUCCCGGAUGAUCUCGCCUCUGACGCACGGAAGACGGCGGACCAGUGUUAUAGUCAUCUCUUGAAUGCCUUUGUGGUCCAGAAUGACAAUGGAACUCUCGGGUACAAUGGGACGGUCUCUGUCUGUAGUCUGAAUUCAUCGGCUUCGUACGAGUACUACAUUUCGCAACCGCUGCUAUACAACAGUGUUCAUGGCGCAGCAGCUUUUGUUCAAGCAAGCUUAGAACGAGAAAUUUUUGAUGAUUCAAAAGACUCGAGCAGGAGAACUUGA